Ixodes scapularis (black-legged tick) is the source of this 560-nucleotide messenger RNA. RefSeq lists its product as uncharacterized. The transcript is spliced from 5 exons. The coding region runs from base 1 to 360 and encodes 119 amino acids. Lineage: Eukaryota; Metazoa; Arthropoda; Arachnida; Ixodida; Ixodidae. The record is from RefSeq and is a predicted model, not a curated record.
AUGGGCAAAUGGCUUCGAUAUAUUCUCUGCGAGAAAGUGAAAGCCAGUGGAAACAUGUCUCGUUCCUUUCUGUGCCUGCUGGUUGUAAUGGCCGUUCUUGCAGUCACGGCAGCUCAGUUCGGUUCAUCUCCUCGUCACCGUAUCGGAGUGUUUGGAUCUGCAAGCGGCAACAACCGACGCAACUUCGGCGCCAACGUAGGCAUCAGGGGAGAAUAUGACGUACAUCGCUUCAGAAAUGGCGGAAAAGUGACGGCCUACGGUGAAGGAUCGCAGAGCUUCGGCCGAGCAAACGGACAGUCGUUUCGAGGAAAGCCACAGGGAGAAGUCGGCAUCCGCAUGACGAUCCCGCUGGGACGUUAGACUUCCGAGACACGUGGACACUUAAAGACAUGUUGUGAGGCACUGUGAUAACGAAGAUUGACUGCCAUAUUGCGAGCAAAUGCACGCGUUCUUUUUUUGGUUCGACCUGUUUAAGGUCUUCGAGCAUUAUAUUUGUGACAUAUGUGUGUUCGUCCUUAGAGAUAUGUAAUAGCAAUAUCAAUUUCUGCGAACCUUGUUCC